AUGAUGAGAAGUAAACCAUACGAGCGGUCAAAACCAUACCCAAAAGCCAACCCUGACGCCGGUCCAUGGAAACAUGAUCUCGCGCCUUCCGUCACGUCCCUCGCAUCACGUAUAUCCACUUCCCAACCGUCCCUUCUUUCACGUAUUUCCGGUGGUCAAGGUAAAGAGCUUCUCCCUGCUUCCAAAUCCGGUACAUCGCAAGGGUUCCCCACACCGACUAGUAAUGGCGGUAAAGAGCUUCUUGGUCCUACGCGACAAAAGAGGUUGAGUAGGAGUGUAGUGGAGAAUAAGGCUGUCGCGGAUGCUCUUGGUAUAGGAAGACGGGGAAGAGAGCAUGUUGUAGGAGGUAGGGAACUACUUCCUGCUAAUAGAGGGAACAAUGGGUUGUUCUCGAAUGGUGGAACGGAAUUACAGUCUUCAUCGACGGUUCCCGGUGGAGUGGGAGGACCAGUUUCGGGGUUUAUGAGAGGUGUAGGAGGACAGGAAGGUGUGAGAAUUGUUGGGGCUGCUAAAGGUAGUGUUUGGGUGAGAGUUGAGAAUUUGGCAUUUGGUACAACGGCGGAUGAUGUUAUGUCGGCAUUCUCUCCAGCUCCGAUUCUCAGUGCAAAAUCCUCCCCCACCUCAACCCCGGAAAUCAUCUCUGUAGAUCUUGAAUUCCCUUCUCGAGCAGAAGCGGAAAUAAUCGUCGGACAAUAUAACGGUAUAGUGGCAGAUGGAAAUACUCUCCAUGUUACUAUCCUCAAUCCAUCUCUAAAAGAACGUAUGGGUGGUAUUGAACAAAACUCUUCAUCUUUGAGUAGACGAAUGGGAAAUGGAAAUGGUAAUGGGAAUGGAGGAUUGAGAGCUGAGGCAGGGGUGUUCAUACCUAGGAAGGAACCUGAUCCUGCUCCGAGGGAAUUGGUUGAUGAGGGUAUCACUGGGAAAUUAUACUCUGAUCAAAUCCUCGCCACUCAACCAAAAACGGGAAUCAUCACAUUAGCCGAUCCGACUUCUUCGUCAUCCGCUGCUCGGAAUAGAGCAGAAGUAUGGCGUGCUGUUCAACCUACACUCACAUUGGCACAGAGAGUGGGGGCUGCAAGGAGAUAAUUAUCGUUGGACUUUGUGGUAGGCGGCUUUCAAACAUAUGACGCGGUUGAUCGGUAUUUUGAAAUGAGGGUAGAUAUACCUUUUGGACCUUUACUACUUGGGACGUGGACGGUACCUCGUCGAAGCGAGGAGACAGCCCUGUGGUUUAUGCAUGAUGCGAUAUGUUCUUU
This is a messenger RNA of Tremella mesenterica DSM 1558, 1256 nucleotides long. RefSeq lists its product as uncharacterized. The transcript is spliced from 4 exons. Bases 1 to 1086 code for a protein of 361 amino acids. Lineage: Eukaryota; Fungi; Basidiomycota; Tremellomycetes; Tremellales; Tremellaceae. The record is from RefSeq and is a predicted model, not a curated record. Gene Ontology annotation, molecular function: nucleic acid binding.